This is a messenger RNA of Galeopterus variegatus (Sunda flying lemur), 8263 nucleotides long. RefSeq names its product nebulette (gene NEBL). Gene Ontology annotation, cellular component: Z disc. The record is from RefSeq and is a predicted model, not a curated record. Gene Ontology annotation, biological process: cardiac muscle thin filament assembly. Lineage: Eukaryota; Metazoa; Chordata; Mammalia; Dermoptera; Cynocephalidae. The transcript is spliced from 29 exons. Gene Ontology annotation, molecular function: actin filament binding.
AUGAGGGUCCCUGUAUUUGAGAAUGUAAAAGAUGAAACUGAAGAGGAAAAAACAAGGGAAGAAGAAGAGGAGGACAAGGUUUUCUUUAAGCCUGUUAUUGAAGACCUGAGCAUGGAAUUGGCCAGAAAAUGCACCGAACUCAUUAGUGAUAUUCGUUAUAAAGAGGAAUAUAAAAAGUCUAAGGACAAGUGUACAUUUGUGACUGACACUCCUAUGCUAAACCAUGUAAAAAAUAUUGGCGCUUUUAUUUCUGAGGCAAAAUACAAAGGCACCAUUAAAGCGGACCUUUCCAAUUCUCUUUAUAAGCGGAUGCCAGCCACAAUCGACAGUGUCUUUGCAAGAGAGGUUACACAGCUUCAGAGUGAGGUUGUCUACAAGCAGAAACAUGAUGCUGCCAAAGGAUUCUCGGAUUAUGCCCAUAUGAAGGAGCCACCAGAAGUCAAACAUGCCAUGGAGGUCAAUAAACACCAGAGUAAUAUUUCCUAUAGAAAAGACGUUCAGGACACGCACACAUAUAGUGCAGAGCCGGACAGGCCGGAUAUCAAGAUGGCAACCCAGAACUCCAAGAUCAUAAGCAAUGCAGAAUACAAGAAGGGGCAAGGAAUAAUGAAUAAAGAGCCUGCUGUAAUUGGAAGACCAGAUUUUGAACAUGCUGUGGAAGCUUCUAAACUUUCUAGUCAAAUUAAAUACAAAGAAAAAUUUGAUAAUGAAAUGAAGGAUAAGAAACAUCAGUACAAUCCCCUCGAAAGUGCUUCUUUUAGGCAAAAUCAGCUUGCUGCGACACUGGCAAGUAAUGUGAAAUACAAGAGAGACAUUCAAAAUAUGCACGAUCCAGUUUCAGAUCUCCCAAAUUUGUUGUUUUUAGACCACGCUUUGAAAGCCAGCAAAAUGCUCAGCGGACGAGAAUAUAGAAAGCUUUUUGAGGAAAACAAAGGAAUGUACCAUUUUGACGCGGAUGCUGCAGAACACCUGCACCAUAAAGGCAAUGCUGUCCUCCAGAGUCAGGUUAAAUACAAAGAAGAAUAUGAGAAAAAUAAGGGAAAGUCAAUGCUUGAAUUUGUUGAGACACCAUCAUAUCAAGCUUCCAAAGAGGCUCAAAAGAUGCAAAGUGAGAAAGUUUACAGAGAAGAUUUCGAGAAGGAGAUUAAAGGAAGGUCAUCACUGGAUUUAGACAAGACUCCAGAAUUUUUACAUGUAAAGUACAUCACCAACCUUCUGAGGGAGAAAGAAUAUAAAAAGGAUUUGGAAAAUGAAAUAAAGGGGAAAGGAAUGGAACUGAAUUCAGAAGUUCUUGAUAUUCAAAGAGCAAAACGAGCUUCUGAAAUGGCUAGUGAAAAAGAAUACAAGAAAGACCUGGAGUCAAAAAUUAAAGGGAAGGGAAUGCAAGUUGGCAUGGACACCCCUGAAAUACAGUGUGCCAAAAAGGCUGCAGAGCUAGCUCGUGAGAAAGACUAUAAAAGAGAUCUGGAGACUGAAAUUAAAGGAAAAGGAAUGCAGGUGAGCCCAGACACUGUUGAUGUCCAGAGAGCCAAGAAAGCAUCUGAGAUGGCCAGCCAGAAACAGUAUAAGAAAGACUUAGAAAAUGAAAUUAAAGGGUAAGGAAUGCAAGUGAGCGUGGAUAUCCCAGAUAUAUGGCAGAGUCAAAUGUCAAAGGACAUGUCUGGUUCUCAGGCUCCUCAGGUGACACAGCAGUUGAAGAAGUAUAAAGAUGAAGCAGAGAAGAUGCUUUCUAAGUAUUCUACUGUGGCAGAUACCCCUGAAAUUCAGAGAAUUAAGACAACUCAACAAAACAUUAGUGCAGUAUUUUAUAAGAAAGAAGUAGGAGCUGGCACAGCAAUAAAAAAUACUCCAGAGAUUGAACGAGUGAAGAAAAAUCAGCAGAACAUUAGUUCAGUAAAAUACAAAGAAGAAAUUAAACAUGCAAUAGACAUUUCUGAUUCUCCAGAGCUAAAGAGAGUUAAAGAAAACCAGAAGAACAUCAGCAAUCUCCAGUAUAAAGAACAAAACUACAAGGCCACUCCGGUAAGCAUGACCCCAGAGAUAGAAAGGGUGAGGAGGAACCAAGAGCAGCUGAGUGCGGUAAAAUACAAAGGAGAGAUUAAACAGGCAACUGCAAUUUCAGACCCACCAGAGCUGAAGAGAGUGAAAGAAAACCAGAAGAACAUCAGCAAUGUUUAUUAUAAAGGUCAGCUGGGAAGAGCUACUGCUUUGAGCAUGACUCCCGAAAUGGAGAGAGUAAAGAAGAAUCAAGAAAACAUUAGCUCGGUAAAAUACACCCAGGAUCAUAAACAGAUGAAAGGUAGACCAAGUCUGAUUUUAGAUACACCUGGUCUGAGACAUGUUAAAGAAGCACAAAAUCAUAUUUCAAUGGUAAAAUAUCAUGAAGAUUUUGAAAAGACAAAAGGAAGGGGCUUUACUCCUGUCGUGGAUGAUCCUGUGACAGAACGAGUGAGAAGGAACACCCAAGUGGUUAGCGAUGCAGCCUAUAAAGGUGUCCAUCCUCACGUCGUGGAGAUGGACAGGCGACCUGGGAUCAUUGUGGACCUCAAAGUCUGGCGCACAGAUCCUGGCUCCAUCUUCGACGUUGAUCCCCUGGAAGACAAUAUUCAAUCUAGAAGUCUACAUAUGCUCUCUGAAAAGGCGAGUCACUAUAGGAGAUACCGGUCUCGAUCUCAUUCCAGCAGUACUUUUGGCACAGGUCUGGGAGAUGACAAGUCAGAAAUCUCCGAGAUUUACCCUAGCUUUUCCUGCUGCAGUGAGGUAACACGACCAUCUGAUGAAGGAGCACCUGUUCUUCCUGGAGCCUACCAGCAAAGCCAUUCCCAAGGCUAUGGGUACAUGCACCAGACCAGCGUGUCAUCCAUGAGGUCCAUGCAGCACUCACCAAAUCUAAGGACCUACAGAGCCAUGUACGAUUACAGCGCCCAGGAUGAAGAUGAGGUCUCCUUCAGGGACGGCGACUACAUUGUCAACGUGCAGCCCAUCGACGACGGCUGGAUGUAUGGCACUGUGCAGAGAACCGGGAGGACGGGGAUGCUCCCAGCAAAUUACAUUGAGUUUGUUAAUUAAUGAUUUCUCCUUGCCCUUUGAGCUUUAUUCUAUGUAUUCUAAACCUAAUCUUUUUAAAAGGUAGAAGAUACUUUUAAGACCACUUGGCAGUUAUUUUACAAUAAUGUAUCCUUCCUUUGACAAUUAGACACACAGGUACCAGGAGAAGGGAUAGCUUCUAAGCUGAAAACGGCAGCAUUUUCAGCAAUUCCUAUGAACAAAAUCAUUACUUCUGGAGACCUGGUGCUGCUAAUUGUGUUUGUGGAUUCCUUUGAUUGGCUAUUGAACCCUUCUGGGAAAUGUAUUUUUGUAGACUUUAAUAGAGAUGUUGAUUGUCCCUUAAACGUAACGAGUAUGUGAAACUUCUUAGCUGUCACUUUGGAAUCACCAAAAGCCAAUUCUCUUAACUCAGUAACAUAGCCAAUAAUUUAAAAAUUGUUUAGCUUUUGAGUCAUUAGGCAACUUCCAAUUCAUGUGAAAAUUGCCUAAUAUAAUGUAAACAAUGGCAGAAUGACAGUCUGGUUAGAAUUAUAUUGACUGGUGGCUUUAGGGACUUAGAAACGUCUACUGAACAGAGAAAUUUCCUUGUUCCCUGGGCCAACAGGGGUCUAUUUAUUUCUCAUUUGUACCAAGUCAUAUCCUACUCUCUGUUUACAUUCUAUGGACCCAAGUAUCUGCUCAGGUCCACAGAAUGUCAGGACCAAAUAAGUAACUUCACAGCUACUCUGCAAAGGACAAAUGUUAACAUCAUCUAUAUUAUUUCCCUAGUAGUUUUUACCCUGUUGCAUGUCAUGUAGGUUCAAGCUUCUGUAACAUAGGCAGCUGCACUGCCCAUUCCUGUUAUUAAAGCAAAAAGUGUGGCUGAUAUCUAAAAGCCCCCUUUUUCUCUAGCUGCCAGCUCAUCAGAAAAACAUAUUUUGAAAAGUUGCUUGAGAUUUCCCUGCAUCAUUGCACUAUAGUUUUGAAGGAUUUACACCUUAGGAAAUACAAUGUAUACUAUAGUCAGUAAGUGAUUUAGGUGUUUACUGAACAGCUUUCAUUAGCCUAAUGACACCAUUGAUUUAAAAGUGAAGAAAAUUUAACAGAAGCCAGUGAAAAAGUGGACUAUGGAGUCUGCUGGGGGGGAGGGGGGUGCAGGGAACCCAGCAAGCAAAGAUAUCAAUUCCACAUAGAGAUGAUCUGGUUUUUUAUUUUGGAAAAUGGUAUUCAGAUUCUAGAAUGGAGAUCUAACCAUGAAACUGGCUAACCAAAAGACAUCCUUUCCACUUUCUGGUUUUUAUUUUCUAAAUCACCUUCAGGGAUGAGAUGAGAACAUUGUCAGAGAUUUUCAGUGUAGGCCCAACAGCCUUUUCACUAAGAAAGAAACUGUUGUCAGGUUUUGAUUCUCACAUGAGUCACUUUACAGGUUUUAGCUAAAUUCGCAGCUAUGAGUGCAGCCCUUGCUGGUGGGUCUUGAAAUUUCACCUGCAGUCUGCAGUCAAGGUCACCAAGAUUGACAUCCAUCGGCAACUCUGUGUUUUUCUGAUUGUGCCCUUUAUUGGGACCUGCAAUAGGGUCGCAUUCAUGUAGGGUCUGACUCUAUAGUUGUGAUGAUACUGAAAAAGCAAAGUUACAAAAAUGUAAUAAAAUGAAUGGGUUUUGGAGAUAUGUACCUUGUAUGCUAUAUUCAAGGCAAUUAACAGAACAUCCUGUAAAGCAUCUUUUAUUGAAAUGUUUACUAGUCCCAAGGACAAAGCUGAUUUAUUUACACCUUUGAAAAGUUAGCACAUACUUUUGAAAAUCUGUAGUUUCACUUUAUUAGACUAAAAAAGCAAAUAUACUUUAUUACACUAAAACUGUAUCUAUAUGACACGAAUGUAAAAUUGAAAAGAUAAAAAUUCAGGCAAAUAACUAGAGAUUUUUUUUGGAGGGGGUUUUAUAGAUUACCAAAUAACUAGCUUGACUGAUUUUCUCCCAAGGAAAUGGCCAGUUGUGAUUAAGUUGAUUAAACCCCAUGUCUGUUUCGAUGUCUUGUAUACAAACCUACAAAGACAGACUGAACUUGGAAUAUUUUUGCAAAAUCCUGUGCAUUCAAACCAAGGGCAAUAAGCCUGCUCAAUUUUAAUAUAUCAAGUAUGUAUUUACAUUUCACCGAAGUAGGCCAUUUGUUGUGAUUAUAAAAAAAGAGUAGUUGAUUAAAUUUUCAGACUAAAUGUAGGACAGGUACAGUUUUUGAUAAAUAGCACAUUUAUAGGAAGUACCGUGGAAACUGACUUGAAAUAAUGUUUGUAAUCAGGAAAGUUACCAUAAAGGAGCAGCUUGAUGUUUCAUGUUUUUCUCAUCCACUGAUUUCAAAAUCAGAUUCAUGAAUGUAAAAGUCAAUACAUACUUGGGGAAUGAGUCUCCUAAAAUGUUAAGCUUCACAUAACGGUUGCAUUGCAAGAUGUUUCUGCUUCAAGCCUUUAGGAAUUAAGAUCGGACCAGAAUUUAACUAGAGGGCUAUUAUUUUUACAAUAAAGACUAAGGCAGAACAAGACAUUGCAUGCUCUCAAGGUUAUAAUUUGAUAGUGAUGGCAUUAUUACUAAAGUUUGUCAGGAUAAUAAGCAUCUCAGCAGAAAUACAGAAAACAUAUGUGUAUAAUACCAAAGUGCUGUUUUUACAGCAUCCAUUUUAAAAACCACAUUCUCGAACCACUUUUCCGUUUUUCACAGGCCUCCUCCCCGCCCGCCUUCAGUUUGGCAACAGUUAUCUCAUAUGUAAUGCUGACAGCUAAAGAAAGUUUAAAAACAAGUCUUGAGAGUCAAGUUCAAGUAGACUGUAAAUGCCCAAGCCCAGAGAGCAUGCACCUGCUUUUCUAAAUCUGUGUUCUCAAGCUUGAAAAAAGCACAAGGCACAGUUUGAUACACUUUUAAAAGGUUCUGAAAACAAAAUUGUGUGUGGGUCAUCUCUCUCUUGAGAAAAGCGUAGCAACAGAAUAUUACUGCUUUUGUUGUUAAGUUUUGUGGUAAAUGUUUUUACUAAUUCUUGUUCUCUAGAAAGCUUUCUAUGUCAAAAUGAAUCCUUCAUGUCUCUUGUCAUUGUUUACACAUCCACAGGGUAGCCCUGUUAGAAAUAUUUAUCUGGUGAUCAGAUCUCCAUGGAGGCCCUGUGUCUGCCAGGCCUCCGCAAACUCCAUAGACCACACUGGAAUCUGUAAGCACAAUUUCCACAAGCACCUUGGAUGAAUAUGGGUGAGAUUGGACCAGCCCUUCUGUGGCCACUAGGUACAUUGCUUGAAAUCGAUCAGGAUGAGGUUUUGCCAGUUUCACCACAGUCUUGCUUGCUUUAUCCUCUCUGUGAUGAGCUUUACAGCACUUUGGGAAUUAGGAAGGAGACUUUUCUGAAAGAGAUAGUGGAAGGUCAAGCGGUGCCCCUCGUUUUCAGGUUCAUCCAUCUCUAGUAGAAUGUUUUUAAUGAAAAGAUAAAGAAAAUGUGUGUGAUCUUUAAUAACACAUCCCUAUGUAAAGUGGAUAUAGUUUAUACCAAAAUUAUAAUACAGAUAUAUACAAAAAUAGGUGCCUUUUUGAUUACCCUUAUUUAUCCAUUAUGUUUUUGGAAAGAAAACCAAGCAAGCAAGCUUCUGCCUAUUCUGUAGUAAUAUUUUAUUAUACAUAAUUGGUAUUUUUGUGGUGAGGAAAUGGGAUGCUCCUGACAGAUAUUAAAGGUGGUAGCUGAUUAUAUUUUACCUCUAAAGGUCUAGAAUUUUAGAAAAUAUUGACUUCCAUCUACUUCUGAUAGGUUCCUUGUGGAUUUAUAUAUAGUUGAGAUGUAUAAACAUCAACUUUAGGUGUGGGAUCUAAAAUACCUAUUGUAAGAUAGAAUAAUUACGUUAUGAGGCUGAACUCACUGCUCAAGAUGAACUUCACUUCCCAAGUUAAUUAUACCUUAGCCAUUUGCUUCUGAUAAUCCAAAAAUGGCUAGAUUGUGGUUGCUUUGGGUAAUGUGACAGGGAGGAGAGAAAGCUUUAGUUAAGUAAGAAGCUACAUAAACUAACUUAAGGAAGCUAAAAUGCAAGUCUCUUCCUGAAGUGGUCCAUGCCUUUAGGACCCUUUCCAGGCAACUGUCAGCUACUGAUGGUUGAAAAAGUCAAGACAUUGUAUGAUGCUUCUGUGGUCAUUAUUCCAUGAUGCUUAGACUACUGGAAUCCUGAAGCCUGGAAGGAUCCCAGGCAAUUCCCCCCCCCCCCAGUCUUCCAUAUUACUUCAGUAUAUUCAUGUCAAUUCCAUAUACUUUUUGUUUUUGCUAUAUGGUAUCCAGUUUGCAUAGUAUAUACUUCUUCGUAAUCUAGUUGCUAAGAAUGAUUUACUUCAAAGGAAAAGAGAAAAACACAUCAUAGUCCCAUUCUUCAGUGUCCAUACAAUGAAUUGCUGAGCAUUUAGGAAGCAGCACCAAGUGUGUUACAGGCAUGAUGUGGAACUAUUGGUCUUUGACCUGUGAUAAAAAUGCAAAUUGAACCAUUGUGCAGUUUGGCUUCUGUUUGCUUCAAAAAAUGUAGAAUUGUGGUAGAUGAUUAAUUUGCAAGUCUGUACUAACUUUGAGAGUGUAACAGUUUCAAAGGAAACAAUGUUUUUCGAAUAAAGGGGCUUACAGAUUGAUACGAUGUUAUUAAUAUAAUUUGGCUUUUGUUAUGCAAGUUGUUAACACCAGCUAUUAAAAUAUAUUUUAGUAGAAAUGCUUUAAUUUAUGUUUUUUUUUUUUCCUCUACACUGUGAAUCUUUAAGCCUUGGUAGACUAGAGCAACAUCUUGCUGUCCAAAGGACUAACCUAUGCAAACUAGUUCACAUUUUAGUGGAUGUCACAGUAAAUGUGUAAUGACAUUGUUCCCCCUGCAUAAUGUACAACAGCAUUGAAAUAACACAUUAAGCCUAGUAUCACGUAUGUAUAGUCACUCACAAACCCUUCAAAGCUACCAUAAUCAUUAGUAUUAGUAUUCGUUUAAAAGCAAAUUGCUGAUUUAUCUAUUGAAACUACUGGAACGAUGUCAGAACAAGAAUGAGUGGUGUGUCAGACGUGGCUUUAAUGUGGUCCUUGCAGUGGUCUCUUAUGAUAGAACCGUGUUCUCAGAUGCACUCUCUUCAGGGUCUUAAUAUUCUGUGUCUUUUUUUCUGUAUUUGUAAAACAUGAUAAUGCAUUAAUUUCCUAUCUCUACACAUUUGGUUUGCUUAAAUAAAUGCAGGAUAUAACAAAAUGGUUCUA